UAGUUUGCAGUCUCCCACCGCUGACUACAUAGUCUACAGAACGGCUGAGGACGGUUGCCUGGUGUCAUUAGCAAGCGGCCAGUAUGGCGGUAGCGCGAGCCGACGGGGCUCUGGCUCCAGAAGGAUCCGUGGUGAACUGGUCAGGGCAGGGGCUACAGAAAUUAGGGCCCAACCUGCCCUGUGAUGCUGACGUUCACACACUGAUUCUGGAUAAAAAUCAGAUUAUUAAACUGGAAAAUCUAGAGAAAUGUAAACAGUUAAUACAGUUGUCAGUAGCUAAUAAUCGGCUGGUUCGGAUGAUGGGCGUGGCCAAACUGACUCAACUUCGGGUAUUAAAUUUACCUCAUAAUAGUAUUGGCUGCAUGGAAGGGCUGAAGGACCUGGUCCAUUUGGAAUGGCUGAAUUUAGCAGGAAAUAAUCUAAAGACCAUGGAGCAAAUCAACAGCUGCACAGCUUUACAACACCUUGAUCUGUCAGACAAUAACAUACCCCAGAUAGGUGAUCUGUCAAAGCUGGUGUCUUUGAAGACCUUGCUUUUACAUGGAAACAUCAUCACCUCUCUUAGAGUGGCACCUGCGUAUCUACCCAGAAGUCUUUCUAUAUUGUCUCUGGCAGAAAAUGAAAUCCGAGACUUAAAUGAGAUCUCGUUUUUGGCCUGUUUAAGUGAAUUGGAGCAGUUGUCAAUCAUGAACAAUCCUUGUGUGAUGGCAACACCGUCCAUUCCAGGGUUUGACUAUCGACCGUACAUCGUCAGCUGGUGCUUAAAUCUCAGAGUGCUAGAUGGAUACGUGAUUUCUCAGAAGGAAAGUUUGAAAGCUGAGUGGCUCUAUAGUCAAGGCAAGGGACGGGCAUAUCGGCCUGGCCAGCACAUCCAGCUUGCGCAGUACCUGGCUACGGUCUGUCCUCUUACUUCCGCCCUGGGUCUUCAAACUGCUGAGGAUGCCAAACUAGAGAAGAUUCUGAGUAAACAGAGGUUUCACCAGAGGCAGCUGAUGAACCAAAGCCAAAAUGAAGAGUUGUCUCCUCUUGGUCCUGUUGAAACAAGGGUACCUCUUACACCUGAGCACUCAAGCCCUGUUCAAGAUUUCCAGGAAAGUGAACCUGUUCUCCAAAUCAAUUCUUGGGUUGGGAUAAGCAGUAAUGAUGAUCAAUUAUAUGCUGUUAAGAAUAACUUCCCAGCCUCUGCACACUCUACAAGAUAUUCUCGGAAUGACCUUCACUUGGAAGACAUACAGACAGAUGAGGACAAGCUAAACUGUAGUCUGCUGUCUUCAGAGUCCACUUUUAUGCCAGUUGCAUCAGGACUGUCUCCGGUGUCACCCACUGUUGAGCUGAGGCUACAGGGCAUCAACUUGGGCCUAGAAGAUGAUGAUGACGAUGAUGUUGCAGAUGAAUCCAUGAAAAGGCUAGAAAACCAGGACUUGGAUAAGGACAAGGAAAAGCCUUUAUGGGAUACAAAUGAGAGCUCUGUUCAAAGGCUGAAAAGUAAGAUGAGUAAGGAAGCAAAUGAGAAUUCUGGGCUGUUACCUUGUACCAAGUCAGUGCUCAUCAAUGCUAUCUUGAAGGAGGAUAACCAUGGUCUUACAUCUUUCCCGGAAGCAGUUGGACAUAGUGUAUCCCACAUAGACCCAAACCGUGAAGAAACCAUGUCUCCUACCACUUCAGAGAAAUCUCCCUGCAGAAUUUUUACCCAGAGACCUGUUGCUUUGGGACAAGAUAAAGUCACUCUGCAGAAACUGAAUGCAGCUGCCACUAAGCUUCAGGCCUGUUGGCGGGGCUUUUAUACCAGGAACUACAAUCCACAAGCCAAAGGGGUACGUUAUGAAAUCCGGUUGCGCAGAAUGCAGGAGCACAUUGUCUGCUUGACAGAUGAAGUAAGGAGAUUAAGAAAAGAAAGAGAUGAAGAGCGUGUGAAAACUUUUGUACAAGAAGAGGCUGUUAGAUUCCUUUGGAAUGAGGUAAGAUCUCUACAAGCUUGGCAGCAGACAGUGGAGCAGCGUCUCAUUUCCUGGUAUACUGAUGUGCCUCCCGUAUCGAGUACUCUGGUGUCAGCUAAACCUCCAUUAUUUCCACAACAUCGGGGCCCCUCUUGUGAUCAGAGUUCUGAUUGGUUCGUUGCUGAGGAUGAAGCUCCUCAAGAGAAAUCUGUUCCGGAGUUUCCAGACUCUGGUUUCCAUUCCUCCCUAACAGAUCAAGUUCACUGUUUGAAGGAUUCUUUGGAUUUUGAAAAAAGUUCCAUAGAAAGCAGUGAAAGCUCCAUGUUGGGGAAUUCCACAGACACAGUGAAACACGGCAGAGACCCCAGCUCAGAGGCCAUGGCUGAGGAGCACGGUGACUGUAGUAAGGAAAGCUCAAACAGCGAGCAGGAUAACACCCUGCUCGAACAGUAUUUAUCCUCGGUCCAGCAGCUAGAUGACGCCGAAGAGAGGACAGACUCUGAUGAUGUGACAGGAGACAGUAUGUGCCACGCAGCCUGUUCUCCAGAUGAUGAUGUGACAGGAGACAGUAUGUGCCACGCAGCCUGUUCUCCAGAUGAUGUGACAGGAGACAGUAUGUGCCACGUAGCCUGUUCUCCAGAUGAUGUGACAGGAGACAGUAUGUGCCACGCAGCCUGUUCUCCAGAUGAUGAUGUGACAGGAGACAGUAUGUGCCACGCAGCCUGUUCUCCAGAUGAUGUGACAGGAGACAGUAUGUGCCACGCAGCCUGUUCUCCAGAUGAUGUGACAGGAGACAGUAUGUGCCACGCAGCCUGUUCUCCAGAUGAUGUGACAGGAGACAGUAUGUGCCAUGUAGCCUGUUCUCCAGAUGAUGUGACAGGAGACAGUAUGUGCCACGCAGCCUGUUCUCCAGGUGAUGAUGUGACAGGAGACAGUAUGUGCCACGUAGCCUGUUCUCCAGAUGAUGUGACAGGAGACAGUAUGUGCCACGUAGCCUGUUCUCCAGAAAGCUCAGAUGCCUCAUCUUACAGCCAGGUGCAUAGUGUAUCUCCCACUUUACAGGAUGGGAUUAGCCAGACACCAGAGAAUUGUGAGUUAGGUGCAGAUGUUCAAGGGCAGUCCCCGGAAUGUGAUGCUACAUUUCAGGUGUUGCAUGUAGGUGUCACUGUGUAACAGUGACAGAAACUCACUUGAAUUUUCUUAAUAUUUUCAGUUGCUUCUUUUGUUUUGCAAGGGAGCGAUCCUUCCCCCAUUUUGUUAUUGUUUAUAUGAAACUUGUAUUCUUGUCCCAUAUUUUUCAGAUUUGACAUUUUGAGCUAAGUCUUCAUUUUGAUUGUACUAAUGUACUAAAAAUAUUGAUAUUAAAAGGCAUGUGCACUUUACUUCUGAACAAUUACACCAAUAAUGUUUCUGUUACAUAUUUCCUUUCAAAAACAAUUUCUUGAAGUAGUUUUGGCAAUUUUAACAGGAGAAUUUGGUUCUUCUUAAUUACAUAGUAAAGAAUAUAAUAUGUAAUGUAUGACUAUAUGAGGAUUAUGAACAGCUGAAAUUGGCUGGACUUAAAAUAUGUUUUCCCCCCUUUGAGUUAAGGAAAGCCUUCUUAUAUAAGAAAAUUUAGGGAGAAUAACUUUAUAGGAGUGUGUGUGUGUGUCUCAUAACAAACUUUAGCUACUUUGUGGAUCAGUUUUGAAGUAUAGUAUUCCAUAUAGGAUUAAAAUCUAGCUUACUUGGGCAAGAGUAUUUCUCUUUGAUAUGGAGAAAACAGACCUGAGAUUUAUUCACUUGAAAUAAUGCUGCUUUUUCAGCCUACUGACAUUUAUGGGCCAAUAGUUUGGGAAGAAAUAUAUUGUAAGAAAUCAAUAUGCAUUCAUCAUUAUGUUUUUUGCUUUUCUUUUUUUUUAAGAUUUAUUUAUUGUGUGUAUGCUGUUAAGUCUGCAUGUCAGAAGAGGGCACCAGAUCUCAUUAUAGAUGGUUGUGAGCUACCAUGUGGUUGCUGGGGAUUGAACUCAGGACCUCUGGAAGAGCAGUCAGUGCUCUUAACCAUUGAGCCAUCUCUCCAGCUCCUCUUGCUUUUAUUUCUAAAUGUAUUCCACGUGAAGGACUAAAACUAUUCAUUUUUCACUCUGUGUGUGUGUGAGUGAGAGAGAGACAGGACCAAAUUUAGGGCCCUGUGCAUGCUGGGUAAGUACUGUGCCACUGUGUCUCAGUUCUUACUUCACUCUUGACCUUUGUCCCAAGGGGAAGAACAUUUAAAAUCCUGCUACUGAUAGAUUGGAAAUGCAUUUUUAAAAAGGAAUUUUUAUCUAAUCACUGAAAAGUGCCACAUUUGAAAGACAAUUUAAUUGUGGUGAAGAGAAAAAUAAGCCAGGCUGGGCCUGGUGGGACAUGCCUUUGAUCCCAGCACUUGGGAGGCAGAGGCAGGCAGAGCUCUAUGAUUUCAAGGAUAACCUGGUUUACAUACUGAGUUCUAGAUCAGCCAAGGCUACAUGUGAGACCCUGUCUCAAAACAAUAAAAACAUCAACAAUGAAAAGGAAAGAGAGAGAGAGAGAGCAGAAUAAACAUAAAAAAGAAUAUGUCUUCAAGAAUGACAAUAUUGAGUUUGAAUGUUGAAGAUACAUCUGUAAAUCAAAGGUGAAUUUUGGGAGCUUGGCACUGUAUCUUUUAGAAUGUUUUGAUAUCAUUAAAUAGCACAACACAGAUCUGAUUUUUCUAACUGCAUACAUCAAUGGUUUAAAAUUCCAGCAAUACUUCUGUUCUCUAAAUUUAGGUAUUAAAUAUUAUCAGUUAUUCUGUUAUAGCCAUUAGAGCCCCUUGACUGGAAGUGUAUAAAACAAAAGUUCUGCUCUUUCCAAAAUAAAGUUGAGGACCACUUUGCUGACAGGAAUAUGUCUACAUCAUGGUGGCUGUUUAUAAAUACAUAGUUUAUAAACACAUAGCACUCAGGUUAAGAAGGCUUGCAUUUUGCCGGGCGUUGGUGGCGCACGCCUUUAAUCGCAGCACUCGGGAGGCAGAGGCAGGCAGAUCUCUGUGAGUUCGAGGCCAGGCUGGACCGAUAGCCUCCAAAAACAGAGAAACCCUGUCUCGUAAAACCAAAAAAAAAAAAAAAAAAAAAAAAAAAGAAGGCUUGCAUUUCAUCCUCAGAAAUCCAGAAUCCCUUGGAAAGGAUGUGUUUUCUGUUUUUUAAACAGAGCGACAGUCCUAUUUUCAAAAUACUUAAUAUAGUGUAACAUUUGAAUGCAUGGUGAAUAAAAACUGAAAAUUUAACUCUCUGAAUAACAA
This is a messenger RNA of Mesocricetus auratus (golden hamster), 5217 nucleotides long. It is a transcript of the gene Cep97, whose product is annotated as centrosomal protein 97. Lineage: Eukaryota; Metazoa; Chordata; Mammalia; Rodentia; Cricetidae. The transcript has 11 exons. The record is from RefSeq and is a predicted model, not a curated record. Gene Ontology annotation, molecular function: protein binding. Bases 84 to 3110 code for a protein of 1008 amino acids.